AUUUUUUUUUAACAUUUUUUCCAUGUUUCUGGUAUCUUACCUUAUAUGGCAUUUUUCUGGCGCACUCUGUAUUUGUUUUAUUCAAGAAAUUUACAUCACUACGUAGUAAUUAUGUUUAGAACUGAUAAAUAACUAAUUCUUUUCAAUGGGUAUAAAAGCAAGAAAACCGAAUUUUUCAGUCUAUAAAUUUUUGAAAAAAAAAACCGACAUGGCCAGACUGCUAGUAUUAAAUUUUAUUUUAUUUUUUGUCUUCCAUUUUACACAUGGCGGAACUAAUAAACGUUUGAUCCAAUUAGGAAAAAGAUUUUCAAAACAAAUACAUGUAGAAGACAGUGAUAAAGAAGAAACCGAUGAAUUAUGUCCCAAUUUUGAUAAAAAUUUUGAUAACGCCUGGAUUUUGGCAGAAGAAUGUAUCAAAAAUAUCGAUAACAAUUUAACCAUGUGUGAACAAGUAAAGAAAUAUACACCGAAUUGUACACAACCUCUUGUUGAGGCCAUCCAAGAAUGUAUACCUGUUUUACCCGGUUUAGCAGUAAAAAGUUUUAUGUCGGUAGUGGACCAUUUUUGUAAAGAAACCGGAGAAAACCUCCUUGAGCUGUCGAAUCCAUGUUUCUGGAAAACAUUUCUGGAAGAUGACGAAAAACUUAAAAAAUGUGAAAGGACAAUCUAUAAUGAAUUGGAAAAUAUAAUUGAAGAUUCACCCUCCCAAAGUCAAUUGUGCAGUGUUCUAACGAAUUCCCAAAGCUGCUUGCACGAAAUAACCGAUUCUUGCAAAAGUGUAAAAACAAGAAACGCAUUUAUGGGUUUGUAUGAAGCCUUUAUGGCCCCUUGUAGCAAUGUGUAAAUUGUAAUUCAAUUUAAUUUUUUUUUGUAUUUAAAACAGAAAAAAUAAACUCU
Molecule: messenger RNA, 897 nt
Organism: Tribolium madens (black flour beetle)
Lineage: Eukaryota; Metazoa; Arthropoda; Insecta; Coleoptera; Tenebrionidae
Exons: 6
Coding region: 146-844 (232 amino acids)
Source: RefSeq, a predicted model, not a curated record